Molecule: messenger RNA, 6191 nt
Organism: Pocillopora meandrina
Lineage: Eukaryota; Metazoa; Cnidaria; Anthozoa; Scleractinia; Pocilloporidae
Source: the annotation of a GenBank genome assembly
AUGAACAACAACAUGAAUAACACAACGUAUGGUGAAGAGGGAGCUUUGUCAUGUGGCUAUCCGAGCGUUUCUCUCUUACAGCAAACAAUCAGAGCAGGAAUUGUUCUUCUAGUGUUGAUUUGCUCACUUGUGGGAAACAUUUUUGUUCUGCGCGUCGUCAGGAAAAACAUCAAGUUGCACUCUGUGACCCAUUACCUCAUUGUUAACUUAGCAGUCGCGGAUCUUUUGAUAACAGUCUUUAACAUGACUGAGUUGCUUAAAAUCGAAGUGACUGGAAGUGAACAAACGUUCGGUGGCGUUGCUGGUGACGUUUACUGCAUCGGAAGCAUUGUCAUAUUUAACCUAUCCGUUGCCUGCUCCAUUCUCUCUUUGUCGGCGAUUUCAAUUGAGAGAUUUUGCUCGAUCAUAUUUCCGUUCAAAAGAAUCAUUACACUCCCACGUGCAAAAGGGAUGUUGGUAACCAUCUGGGUUUUCUCCUUUCUCAUCACAAUCCCUUUUUUCUUCAAUACGAAAACUGAAGACUAUUAUGGUGAUGGAGUGUUCUACUGCAUCGAGGACUGGUCCCCUCUUGAUUCAGAAAAAGCUGCCCAAGUGUUUCAGGUUAUAUUCUUCCUAUUGAUGUACGCAUGCCCACUCACUGUCAUCCUAGUACUGUACUUAAUUAUUGGAGUUAAGUUGUGGAGGCGCCAAGUGAGUGUGAAAGCCUCUUUAGGAAAUUCUCAGAGGCGAACACGCAUGACAGUACAAGUAAUCAAAAUGCUUGUCACCAGUGUCGUGGCCUUUGCAUUAUGUUGGCUUCCCCAACACGUUGCACUGUUCAUUGGUUAUUUCAGGCUAGACAUAUGCCCCCCUGAGUUUUUAUGGUUUGGAGGACAAAUACUUGGGUAUGCAAACAGCAUGAUGAACCCAAUCAUCUACAUUGCUUUUCAUUCAGAGUAUAGAAAGGAGUUCAAAGUUGUCCUUGCGAGGUUUUUCCCUAUUUGUCGUGGACAUCGUAAAGGUGCAACAAUUAUAAACCUACAGAAACAGAACAACCCUGUAGAGCUGGGCAUGGUUAGUGUUUUAUCGUUUAAAGUGAGGCUUAGUGAUGGACUCCGAUCUGAAUUUAGUGAUGUUAACUCUAGCAGUCCCUUCAAAGGGAGCAGAGAAAAUCAAGCUUUGAAUAGAAUUGAGUAAAUUUGUGAUAACAAUCAUCAACAGGGUGGAAGAAAUCAAAAUUGUAAUCAGUUAAAAGAAAGUGCCCCAUAUAACUUGAUCCUAAUUAUUGGAUGUGAUUCCCCGAAGUGGAUUGGAAGUAAGGGACAGGUGCUUGGGGUGAAGAAUCUGCAAGUGUAAGAUAGGAUGGACAUUCAUCUUUCAAUGUAUAAAAUAAGCUCUAGCCAAAUACAAGAACUUUGAUAUCGGACUAAUUAGAAUUGGAUGAAUACAACACGUUGAUCAAUGUCCAAAUGCCCAAACGGAAAAAUGGGUGGAUUGUCAUGACAUUGCUCUCAAAUAGGGACAGGUGCAAUUGGGUGGGAAAUCAAAAUUGUAAAGAAUCUGCAAGUGUAAGAUAGGAUGGACAUUCAUCUUUCAAUGUAUAAAAUAAGCUCUAGCCAAAUACAAGAACUUCAACCAAGUCAUAUCGGACUAAAAUACAACCUUUUGGAAUAAUGGGAUUUGGAUACAACACGUUCAGAAUUGUAUCCUCAAUGUCCAAAUGCAAAUCAAACGGAAAAAUGGGCGGCUUGAGUCAUGAAUCCGUACAUUGCUCUCAAAUAGAAAGAGCUGAAUUUUCAAAGGUUCCAAACUAUUAAGUAACACCGAAAACUUCAACCUCAGGUCGAUGCGAGGAACUUUCAUUCUGCUUGAAUAUUACUUAGCGAAGUGUGGUUUAUAGAUGUGGAAGACCAUAAUACAGGGAAAACGGGAUAAAAGGUGUUCUUAUACCUGAAAUCGUCUCAAUAUCUCCCUAUCUUCACUUUCCUUCUUUGAAGAACAUUUCCAGCCAGUCUUUAUUAUAAGGCAUGCUGUAAUUUGUAGAAAUUUACAGUUGUGCCUUAGCCAGGUUUAUUUGUAAAUAGAGUUUUCAAGUGGCGCUUGACCACUUUUGAUCCGAUAAUCUCAGCAAAUGUAAGCUUAUCUACAACGUUUUAUUGGGACUGUUAGUCAUUCAUAAAUACGUUUGGUAUCCUUGAAAUAUGAUUUAGAUGUUCAGAAUAGAAGCUGUAUAUAUGGGGAACGAAUCAAGUGAGUUUGUGCAAAUUGCACAUAUGAAACAGAUGGCGGGCGAUCUUUUUCCGUAAAGAGGGACCGUUCAUAAUUUAUUGCCUUGGGAGGGAGGGGUGGGGACGGGGUGUUAUCCCUGGUAAAUAAUGACUAGUCCCUUAGUAUUAACCUUUGCGAUUGAAUUCCAAUCAACAAUUGCUCGUUAAAUCGGGGUGAAUAAGGUUUGCUGUGUUAAUACUUAAUACUGCUAAAUCUAAAACAUUGUUGCCAGUACGUUCUCUUAGGGUUUGGGAGAUAAUUAUCUCAUUGUUCAGCAUAUAAAUCUAACAAGUCAAUAAACAUCGAUGAAAUUUGUGAUUUGCAUGAUUUUUUUAUGGAGGUGGUAGUUUUGCGGUUAGCAGGCACUUUUGAAUGGCCCGAGUUGAAGUUCAGGCAGGUUCAUUAAGUUGUACUACUGAAAAGCGUACUAAAUCAGUGCGUAAAAGCAUGUAAUGGCGUCUCUUCCGAGAGCUAUAAAAAUCCUACUGGUCUCCUGACGCUGUAAAAUUGUUGGUUUAAAGUGUUUUACAACACUAGCCAAAAUCUUUACAAAAAUUGAGAUUUCCCUUGAAAGAACAUUCAUAAUUAGCUGAUAUUCGAAAAAAAUUCUAGUCAAUGAUGUUUAAAAAGUCUUUUCUUAAUCAUAACAUUCGAAAAAAAGUUAUUUUGCCUUUUAAAAAGGUAGUAUUUUGGGUUUUUUUCGUAAAACCAAUCUGACAUCAUUUCGCUUUCAAAUGUAAAUAACCUUUCAGAGUUCUACUGUAUAACGAUCAAAUAUUAAUAAGAAAAGGCUCUUCUCAAGAUAAUCAUCUGCAAUGUAAACUAAGGACCCUCGCGUUUGAAAGAAGUGGGAUAUAAAUGACUGGCAUGUUAACCGCUUAAAUAUCCACUUGUUUAUUUGAUAAAGGAAAGCUAUGGAAACUCCAGAAGCCAGUAAUGUUGAAUUGCCUGACGGUUUUUAGCGGAGCUGACAGGGAACUAGCAAAAUAGGCAACCUUGCAUCAAAUGACAGUAUUGCUCUGAUUGGGUAUAAAUACAAGACGUUUUUUUAGGGGAAGCAAUGGAGUCAACUUGGCGGGACACGGAUGCUGUCACUUUGUAACAAGUAGUGUAAGACAAAUUAAAGACCGCCUGAGGAGGCUCAAGCAUAGAGACAUUGUGGAAGUCAGAGAGCUGAUAACUGGCCCAAUUUAUCAUUACAUAAAAAAUAAACGGCGCCGAAGAUAUUCGUUUCAAUUUUCUGACUCAUGUGAAAUGAUGACCGAUUGGAAGAGGCGACUAAGUAAUGCCGGACUAGAUGAGUAUCGAAUGUCAAAAAAUGGAAAAAAAAAUACAAAAAAAUAGUGGUCCUAAAAAACAAGUAUCCGAAUAUUUUGGAUGAAAAAUGUAAGAGCGAUUUCUUCUCUAUUUAAUACGAACGCUGACUGCACCGAAGACAGAAAAGCUAAUCUCGGGGAACAGGGAAACCGAAUAUUUACUGCCCCCUCCCUAAGUUAGACAGGUAGGACUGUCUUAAUCAUUUUUGCAUCUGGUUGCUUUAUGGCUGGCUAAUUUAGUGAGUAAACAGAGGAGAAUCGUGUUUAUAAUUUGGGCGUUUUUGUUUUAAUUACUACUUAUUUACACCAGCUAUUUACAUCAGCUGAAACACCUCUGAAAUUUUAAAUUAUGAAAUAAGCGGUGUAGUGUUUCAUUACCAGGGAAAGAAACAUUCUGCAAGUAUAUCGAGGCGGGGAAUUGGCGGUGCAGUUUUACUUGGCCUCUUAUGUCUUAGUUAUUCACAAAGUAGCUAGGGUCACAGGUGAGGCGGAUGGUAAUUUUGUUUCAAUCGAGAGUGAUAACAGAACCCUUUGUUGGCAUCAGUAGUUUUAGGAAACAACUCAAUAGAAUUUAAAGAACUGACCCCGUCGAUAAGAAUGAAUUGCCUUUGAGGAUUUAGUUUGGGAUUGAGUUCUUAACAUAUCCUUGUACUUGAAUGUCUAACAAAUGGCGUCCCAUUUCAAGUAGUUUCUUGCCACCUCUCCCAAUUUUGUCACUUUGAGUCAAUGCAAUUGAUGCAUUUCGAAAUCCAUUGUUAAGGACGCCGUGAUUAUCAUUUUCAAUCAGUAAACAUGAAUUCGAUUUUCGCCACAAUUUUCUUUUCCUUCAAAAAUCGUUCUUAGUCGUACAAUGUUCUUUUCUCCUUUACCAUUAUGGCUCUACUCUUAACGCAGAGUAUCCUGUGUUUCUCUCUAUUUUUCUGAUCGGCUCAGUUAUUUUAGAGCGAAAAGAAAUUAAAAAAUGCUUUAAGACUACGGAUAUCAAAUUUUAACGUUUAAUUUUCGUCCUUUGAAUCUGAUAUGUGUUGUCUAGCAACAUUUGUCAAACAAAUGUGCCCCUUAGCGGUUGUUAUUACUUCAGCUGAAACGAAACCGCCUGACAAUUGAAUAAUAACAAUUUUUGACGUUUCUGUCCGAACUGUUCGAAGUCACUGAAUUUUUUUCUCGGUUGAUUUCGGAACUGGUAAAUCUGAAACUCAAUUCUUUUGAUUUCGACGUCGAUAUUUUCUUAGAAAAAUAAAUUAAAAGUGAGCAAUCAUCAGAGUUAAGCAGGGCGAAAUAGUCAGAAUUUUCAUCACCAAAAGCGAAUAUAAUUUUCUCAAGUUAAAGCGGCCGUAUCACCUGCCCAAUUCCAAUAAAUUUUCAAACUAAUGAACUGUUCUUAUUGUGCUGCUAUAUACUACUAUAAUUUCAAAAUACGUAGAUUUGUUUCAAUAAACUCCAAAACGCGACCAGGCGUAAUUUAAAAUUCGCUUUAUUAGGAUUUCAUCAGUCACGUUUUAAAAGUUCGCUGUUGGUGCAAACUAAUAGGAGGUAAGUGGGUAAGCCUCGGUAUCAAAACAAACAAUGAAGCCACUUUGAUUUUCACCCCACGGACAGAUAAAGAAUAUUUAACAUCUUUAACCUUUUUAUUUCCUCCUUUAACUGAAUAUGUGCAUGUGACUGUAUUCUAUCGAUUUGAGCCGACAUCAUAACCAGGCACGUUUGGUGUGGUGAAUAUAAUGAAUGUGCAAAAUGAUAAAUUUAUGCACAGUUAAUGAUAUGAUUCUGGAAGUUUUUGAUUAUUCCGUUAUUAUAGCGAUUUGGUGCAUUGUAAUCCUUUUAACUUUCUCAGAGCACUGUCCAACAACAUAUUUCUUCGUCGCUCUUGUUGAAGGCGAAACUAUCUGUUUACCGUCAAAAGCAGGAAAAGGCUGAGCUAAAGAAAAUUAAAAUGUCUUAAACGAUAUUUGUGUGACAAAAGCCAUAAGAUUCUGUCAUUUACUUGGACAAUUCGUCGUUCAUUGCUAAAAAUGUGGUGAAAAAAACAGGUAGCCUUUUUUGUCAAGAUCAAGUGGGUAUUGUCAGAGUGCCUUUGGGAAGAUAUCCGAUCGAAGAAACAUGCAAUUUUCAUUGCAGAUCUUGGUUUUAUUCAGACGUACUGGAAGGACCCUCCAUGAGUAAAGAGAGCUCUCUGAAGACUCCCAUGAAUAAUCAGUCAGGCCUAGACGACUUUUAUCCUCUCUCAGAAUGCCCAGCAGAAGAAGAAAUGAACAACUCGCAGAGGCUAUUCGUUCAGGAAAAACUAAAUUUGAUUGCCACAGUCAUUUCUUUAUUCAGCAACAUUGUCGUUAUCUGGACCAUGCGAAAGAAUCCACGAAUGCGAAAUUUAACACACCAAUUGAUCGUCAACAUGGUUAUGGCAGAUAUCCUCAUUACAGUCUUUCCCAUGCCUUACAAACUGUAGGCUCAAAUAACAGGCAGCGACGCGGUAAUGUUUGGUGGAUUGCCAGGAAUGGUUAUCUGCAAACUGGUGGGUUACAGUCAAAAUGUUUCCAUCGAUCGCUCUGUCCCGACCUUGACGGCAAUUUCCAUGGAAAGGUUUACGGUGGUCAUGUGUCCUUUCAAGAGAGCCACUUUGAACCAUAA